GUGCGGCGGCUUCUCUCGCGAGGACGGACGCCAUUAUCGCAUCUCCCCGACAAACACCACGAGAAUUCCGCAGCCCACACGGGACAGCAACCCCAUCCCUGGUGAGCUUGGUUCCUGCCGUCGCCCGGCCACUCUGGUCGCUCUGGAUGAUGUCGGAACAGGACCUGGCGGACGUGGUGCAGAUCACCGUGGAGGAGCUGAGUCCCGACCACCCAGUUGUGUUGGAGAAUCAUGUCGUGGCCGAUGAGGAUGAACCAGCUCUGAAACGCCAGCGACUCGAGAUCAACUGCCAGGACCCUUCUAUAAAGUCAUUCCUGUGUUCCAUUAACCAGACAAUAUGCUUGCGACUGGAUAGCAUUGAGGCCAAGCUGCAGGCUCUGGAGGCCACCUGCAAGUCACUGGAGGAAAAGCUGGAUCUGGUCACCAGCAAGCAGCACAGCCCCAUCCAGGUGCCCAUGGUGGCCGGCUCCCCUCUCGGCGCCACCCAGACGUGCAACAAAGUGCGGUGCGUCGUCCCCCAGACCACAGUAAUUCUCAACAGUGAUCGGCAGAACGCCAUUGUAGCCAAGAUGGAAGACCCCCUGGGCAGCAGGGCGCCGGAUCCCCUGGAAAAUGUCAUUAGCAACGCGGUCCCCGGGCGGCGGCAGAACACCAUCGUGGUGAAGGUGCCGGGGCAAGAGGACAGCCACAACGAGGACGGGGAGAGCGGCUCCGAGGCCAGCGACUCCGUCUCCAGCUGCGGACAGUCCGGCAGCCAGAGCAUCGGCAACAACGUCACGCUCAUCACCCUCAACUCGGAAGAGGACUACCCCAACGGCACGUGGCUGGGGGACGAGAACAACCCCGAGAUGCGGGUGCGCUGCGCCAUCAUCCCCUCCGACAUGCUGCACAUCAGCACCAACUGCCGCACGGCCGAGAAGAUGGCCCUCACGCUGCUGGACUACCUGUUCCACCGCGAGGUGCAGGCCGUGUCCAACCUGUCGGGCCAGGGCAAGCACGGCAAGAAGCAGCUCGACCCCCUCACCAUCUACGGCAUCCGCUGUCACCUCUUCUACAAAUUCGGCAUCACGGAGUCGGACUGGUACCGCAUCAAACAGAGCAUCGACUCCAAGUGCCGGACGGCCUGGCGGCGGAAACAGCGAGGCCAGAGCCUGGCCGUCAAGAGCUUCUCCAGGAGAACCCCGUCCUCGUCCUCCUACGGCGCCUCGGAGACCCUGAUGAGCACGCCGCCCGCCAGCGAGCUGCAGCAGCCCCCGCCGCAGGCCCUGCACUACGCCCUGGCCAAUGCCCAGCAGGUCCAGAUCCACCAGAUCGGCGAGGACGGACAGGUCCAAGUAGGCCACCUCCACAUCGCCCAGGUGCCGCAGGGAGAGCAGGUGCAGAUCACGCAGGACAGUGAGGGCAAUCUACAGAUCCACCACGUGGGACAAGACGGACAGGUGUUGCAGGGGGCCCAGCUGAUAGCUGUGGCUUCUUCGGACCCCGCGGCCACGGGAGUGGAUGGCUCGCCGCUGCAGGGCGGUGACAUCCAGGUGCAGUACGUCCAGCUGGCGCCAGUGACCGACCACACGGCCGCGGCUCAGACGGCCGAUGCCCUGCAGCCCGCCCUGCAGCCCGAGAUGCAGCUGGAGCACGGAGCCAUCCAGAUCCAGUGAGGCGCACGGCCGCCCACCCACCGGACCCGGGCGGAGCCGUCGCCCAGCGUCGGCUCCCGCCGACCCCACCGUUCCCACGCGCCCCGUCCCCGGCUUGGCAGGGAGGUGAGACCGCACACGUUCUGCCGACGUGCAUCCGAGCGCCUCGUCCGCCGGGAGCGCGCCCCAGACAUCACCGUGCCGGGCGCCCCGCCCCCGCCGGAGACCCCAUUUCUUUUGAGGGCACCACCGCGUCCAGAGAAGGGGCGGGAACAGGCGCGGUCACAUUAAGUACACGCGGGAAAUCAAGAACCACGAUAUUUUUCUCUGUUCAGACAGCUUUUUUAAUUUGCUAUGGUGUUUAUAACAAAAAAGAAAACUGAAAAAAAAUGGAGUAGCAGAAGCCUUUUGCUGUGUGCUCUGUUCCGGUAACGAGACUAGGUCUUUGCAGAAGAUGACUAACGAUUUUGAUGGGAACGUUGCUUACCUACUUUUCUAGGGGGCGCGCGGCACUGCAGUGGUGCAUUUCUAAUGAAAUAAAGUGUAUUUAUGACCA
Molecule: messenger RNA, 2190 nt
Organism: Sus scrofa (pig)
Lineage: Eukaryota; Metazoa; Chordata; Mammalia; Artiodactyla; Suidae
Gene: BANP
Product: BTG3 associated nuclear protein
Biological process (GO): protein localization to nucleus; negative regulation of protein catabolic process
Molecular function (GO): DNA binding
Source: RefSeq, marked validated